CUGCUGCUGCGAUUAACAGAAACCCCAGACUAUCAUACAACUUGCCCAGUUGAUGCCAUUGGCUCUACACAAUCAUCUAAACGCAAUUCCACAGCGCCAAUAAGCUCGUUCAAAUCUAUGGCACCAUCAACAUGUCAGUGUACAGCUCACAGCGGAUAGCCUUGAUCGGUCUGGGAACCAUCGGCAUAUCCAUGGCAGCGCUUCAUCUCUCUCGUGAGAGCAACAUAGUUGAUGUCUUCGAUACCAGACCGGAUUUCGAGGAAUAUAUCCAUAAGACGCUACCGAUCUACAUGAGCGAGCUGCCAUCAACAAAUACCGACCCUAGGUCAAGUCCUGAAUCUCAACCAUCAACGUCAUUGGUAGCGUCUCUUGUCUCUUCUGGCCGUCUGCAAAUUCACUCGACCCUAGAAAGCGCAUGCGCGUCGGCAACCAUUGUCCAGGAGCAAGGACCGGAAAAUGUUGACUGGAAACAAACUACAUGGGCCGGGAUCGAAGCAGUAGCCCCGUCUUCUGCGCAUUUCUGGACAAGCACUUCUGGAAUUGCUGCUUCUAUUCAGCAAGCCAAGAUGCAGGACAAAUCUCGCUUGCUUGUUGUGCAUCCUUUCAACCCACCGAAUAUAAUGCCUCUUCUCGAAAUCGUACCGGCUCCAGAAACUUCCGCUGAGCGGGUGGAAUUUGCUCAGAUUCCAGGGUUUGUGGGCAAUCGAUUAGCCUUCGCCCUACUACGGGAAGCUUGCUAUCUGGUUCAGGAAGAUGUCGUAGAUGCAAAGGACCUGGACACGAUACUGAUGGCUAGUUUGGGACCAAGAUGGGCUGGAAACGGUGUGUUUGAGAGCUAUCAGUAUGGCGGGGGAAAAGGUGGCAUAGGUUCCUUCUUGGACAAGCUUGGUGGCACUAUGCAAACUUGUUGGGAUGCGCAGGGGAGAAUCAACGUGGAGGGCGACGAAAAAACAGAGUGGAAGGAAAAGGUCAUUGCGCAAGUGAACGAAGCCUAUGGAACGGUAUCUGCGGAGCAAAUCCAGAUGAAGGAAGCACGAUUGAAAGAUAUCAUAGAUAUCCAAAUGAAGGGUUACAGCCGCGAUGGACCAGAAGUAUGAGGGGAACAGACAUGUUGAUGGCCCUGCCGGAACUGAUGCCCGCAGAAGCUUGGAUAUUGCGGCCUGCAAACUCCCAGACGGCUGGCUGAUUCAAUUGUUUACCGAUGUUUGAGAGCCGUCAACAUGUAUAUAAGCGGUGGAUUGAGCAAUUCCACAAUGUGUUUCAUGUUUUUAC
Molecule: messenger RNA, 1272 nt
Organism: Aspergillus vadensis CBS 113365
Lineage: Eukaryota; Fungi; Ascomycota; Eurotiomycetes; Eurotiales; Aspergillaceae
Product: 3-hydroxyacyl-CoA dehydrogenase family protein
Exons: 2
Coding region: 132-1097 (321 amino acids)
Biological process (GO): fatty acid metabolic process
Molecular function (GO): NAD+ binding; oxidoreductase activity, acting on the CH-OH group of donors, NAD or NADP as acceptor
Source: RefSeq, a predicted model, not a curated record